AUGGAUGUUUUGCAUAUUUGCGACUCAGAUCCUGAACUUUUUGAUAGAAAUUCCACGACUCAGUUACUGGUCAUUCAAUGGCUUUCGACAAUGGCUGGAUUGUAUAAUCUGUUUGUUCACCCAUUCCUUUGCCUUUUGAUAUGCCCUCUUGGUGUUCUAGCUAAUUUUGUUCAUAUCUUGGUGCUAACUAGAAGGAAAAUGAGACGAUGUGCUAUUAAUAAUUGCUUGAUAGGAAUUGCUAUAUGUGAUAUAUGCACAAUGACAAGUUACCUUGUCUAUAUAUUACGUUUUGAAAUAUGGACUCGAAUUACGAGUAUUAAAACAAUCAGUUAUUUUUGGGCUACUUACUUACACUUUCAUGCCACUAGUUCAAUUUGCUUGCAUACAAUUGCCUUAUACAUGUCAGUUACAAUGGCACUUAUUCGAUGGCGUGUAAUGAGCCAACCAUUUUCUAAAGUUGUUGUUCAGCCAAUUUUAUCUUGGUAUUUUAUAAUUUGCUUAAUCUUUAGCAGACAUUAA
Molecule: messenger RNA, 519 nt
Organism: Meloidogyne enterolobii
Lineage: Eukaryota; Metazoa; Nematoda; Chromadorea; Rhabditida; Meloidogynidae
Source: the annotation of a GenBank genome assembly